AUGUGUUUGUGUUGUCUGUUCAGUGGACCCAAUGUAUUGAAGUGUUGCUCACGAGUGGUGCAACACUUGAUGUCUUCAGUUCCCAAGCAAUGUCUAUACGUUUGGAUUACGUUUAGUACGAGACUUAAUGUCACCAUCUGUUCCAUCCGUCACGGAUUGUUGCCAUCAAUUGUCCAAACGUUUGAACUGGACUCUGAGUUGGGAUUCCGAUAUCCCGGUACUGACCGACUGUUUCACACAAACACGAAGAGUUUGUGGAAUUAUUUUUCAAAUGAAAUCCAUUUAUUAUUAAUAAGCGAAAUAUUUUCGCAUUCAAUCAAAUUGAUCACUUACUUCUUGGUCACCACUUUUAUUGUCAUAUUCCGUCGGUAUGGGCACCGGCAUCCCAGCUCCAUACCUAUCCAAUGGUUGACCAGCUUAGUGGUUGUAUCCAUUAAUAUGUAUCAAUUCCUGCAAAUAAAUAAUAACAAAAGCCUUGUAUUGGAAACUAUAUUGAGAUCUAUUGAAGCAUUCCUUACACUUCAAGCUCUGGUUCUCUCAUGUCUUAAUCAAAAAGUGUUUGAAUUUCAAAUAUUAGACUCCGAUAGUCGACACAUAUGUCCGAUGAAUGACUUUAAUAUAUUCUCCAAAAUAUUCAUUGUUUGGCUCAAAGACAUCCUAAAACACGGCUACAAAACAAACACAGAUUUGAGUCAACAUUUGCUUCCCAUUUGUGAUUACAUUAAAUCCAAGAAUGCUUUCGAUUCGUAUGAAUCAACGAACAGGAAAUACAAUUCAAAUCCAUUGGUCAAAGAAAUCAGAUUAUUGCCAAUGAUAUGGUGGACGGGUUGGGUGCCAUUCACAGUGUCGGCGCUCAUGGAGUUCGGUGGCAUCGCCGCCGAAUUCAUUCAGCCCUACAUUCUGUCCAAACUCAUAGACUUCGUGUCGGAGUCCGACCAUCUGUGGCACGGAUUGUGUUACGCAAUGGCCUACUGUUUCUCUAACCUAUUGGCCCGACUAUUUGAAGCCCACUCCUAUCUGUUCAUAAGUCUGGCCUAUUAUAGGGUGAAGUCAUCCCUCAUAACAGCUCUCUAUAGAAAAAUGCUUAAACUAAGUGCCAGUUCUCGUAGGGAAUACACAACCGGUGAAAUCAAUAACAUAAUGGGUGUCGAUAUUGAAGAGGUCUGUGAUUUACUCCAUUCAAUGACAACAUUGUAUUCAAUCCCAACAAGUCUUGGAAUCGGAGCCUAUAUUCUGUGGCAACAAUUGGGUCCGUCAUCACUGACUAUGUUUGGUGUUAUGCUAGUCGUGGGUCCGUUCACAACGUAUAUUAUGAGUCGUAUCGAUGAUUUUCAAACCGAACAAAUGGAGCUCAAAGACAAACGUAUGGAACAAAUCAGUGAAGUAUUAAAUAAUGUAAAACUCCUCAAACUGUUUGGUUGGGAGAAGCCGUUCAUCGAUAGGAUAUCCAAAACACGACGCGAAGAGUUACACAAAUUAGGUCUGACUAACAAUUAUUGGUCUAUUAUGGAGGUUGUCUGGACGGCUGUCCCUAUGAUUAUCGCCGGACUUACAUUUACUGUAUUCACGAUGACAUCCGGACUGCCUUUCACUGCGAAGACGGCUUUUGUUUCGCUCUCUGUAUUUAAUUUAUUGGGAGAUCCAAUGGCCAGACUUCCCAACACCUUAACCCACUUGACUCGAGCUAUUGUCUCGUUUCGAAGAAUUCGUAAAUAUUUAAGUUCUGAAGAAUUAGACGAAAGUCUGGAGAGAAGAGACGAUUCAAUUGAUGAGAGAUAUGCCGUGUGUUUGAAAAAGUGUUGCUUUUCGUGGAGUUUAGAAGAAGAGCCGAUUCUAAAGGAUAUUACACUGAAUGUGAAGAAGGGAUCGUUGGUUGCGAUCGUGGGAAGAGUGGGAUCGGGAAAGUCGUCCCUAUUUUCAGCACUAAUGGGCGAUAUGUACCAAACGGGAGGCUCGAGGAGUGCAAUGAGGGGUUCGGUGUCUUAUGUGCCACAAACCGCUUGGAUUCAAAACCUAAGUCUAAGACAAAACAUAGUGUUUGUGUCGGACUAUGAUCAGGGCAAAUAUGAACGGGUAGUGAAAGCGUGUGCUUUGGACUCGGAUUUCAAUUCACUUCCGGCAAAGGAUUUGACAGAAAUCGGCGAAAAGGGAAUCAAUUUGAGUGGCGGACAGAAACAUAGAGUGAGUUUAGCCCGAGCUGUAUAUCACGGGUCAGACAUCUAUCUGUUGGACGACCCGUUGGCUGCAGUGGACGCACACGUCGGACAACAUCUGUUCCAACGAGUGAUUGGACCGAAAGGACUGCUGAGGAAUACGACACGAAUACUGGCCACACAUCACAUGGAAUUCCUUCGCGAAGCCGAUCACAUACUGGUGUUGAGUGAGGGAAGGGUUGUUGAGUCGGGUGGUUAUGAUCACAUGGAAUUCCUUCGCGAAGCCGAUCACAUACUGGUGUUGAGUGAGGGAAGGGUUGUUGAGUCGGGCGGUUAUGACGAGUUGGCUGAGAGGGGAGUGCUUUCCGACCACGAGUUCAAUGAGUCGGACAAUCAGUCCAAAGGAAGUGGGGAUCAGAUGUCGCGACAGACCUCUCGAGUCAGUGAAAGUGAUUCAAUAGGAAAGAUGUCGAGACAAACAUCGAGACAGAUAUCCAGGCAUUUGUCGACUCAAGUAUCACAUAAGAGCGAUACGACUGAACCGAAGACUUUAAAGGAUAAAAUGGAAAGAGAGGCCGAAAAUAGUCAACUGAUUGAUGAGGAGUCCCAAGAGUUUGGAUCCAUUAAAUUCACUGUUUAUUUGGAUUAUUUGAGACGAAUUCCGCUGUUUUUCGUAUUAUUUCCUCUAAUGUGUGCCGUUUUGUUCAAUAUGUGUGAAGUCGGCGCUAAUUAUUGGCUAAACAUCUGGACGUCACAGAACUCCACACAAAUUGAAGACAAAUCCAACAGAAAUUACUUCUUAAGUAUUUAUCUGUCGGCUAUUGUUUUGGACGCCGUGUUAGUCCUUAUAAUGGAUGUAGUCAUGCGAUACGGAGCUAUCAAAGCCUCGGAAGUACUACACAAAGACAUGUUGUAUUGCAUUCUGCGAACCCCUCUGUCCUUCUUCGAUGUGACCCCUUUGGGACGAAUCAUAAACCGAUUUAAUCGCGACUUCGAGAUGAUUGACGAAGAAAUACAUGAAAGUAUGAGUGAAACGACUAUGACUUUCAUAUGGUUUCUGCUUAUUCUUGGAGUCAUUAUCUACACGAAUGCUUAUAUGGCUAUUCUCAUAGUAAUCGUCGUUAUAUUGUUUAUAUUUCUAUACAGAAUCUAUUUGUGGACUUCAAGACAGUUAAAUCGUCUCAAUUCCAUCACUCGGUCUCCAAUUUAUAGUCACUUCAAUGAAGGCAUUUCCGGUGCCGUCUCUAUCCGUGUCUACAAAGUGCAGCAAUUGUUUACCGAAAAGUUGCAGAACUAUAUCGAUGUCAACACUAAUGUUGAGAGACAUAUGUAUUCGACAACUAUGUGGUUAGUCUUACUUAAAAAAUAUUUUGAUUUCUUACUACAGAUUGAUAUUUGGUCGACAAUCAUAGGAAUGUUGAUUACAUUCUCGACGGCAUUAUUUGUUGUCCUGGACAGGGGUCACAUCACUCCAGGAUUGGCUGGUUUUGUGCUCAUCUAUUCGGUUGAUGUCAUUAACAGUAUUUCAUGGGCUCUAAGAAUGGCUGCGGAUCUCGAAACAGAAAUGGUUUGUGUGGAGAGA
Oppiella nova is the source of this 3735-nucleotide messenger RNA. The record is from the annotation of a GenBank genome assembly. Lineage: Eukaryota; Metazoa; Arthropoda; Arachnida; Sarcoptiformes; Oppiidae.